This is a messenger RNA of Periconia digitata, 423 nucleotides long. NCBI's taxonomy places the organism in Eukaryota, Fungi, Ascomycota, Dothideomycetes, Pleosporales, Periconiaceae. The record is from the annotation of a GenBank genome assembly.
CUUCUUCCAUCUCAGCCCGAUAUUACCGAAAUCAGGCCUGUACUGUCAGGUGAUAAUUACAUACAAGAUUUGGGAAAGAGUGGUGCAAAAAGAUGGUUAAUGCAAAAAUCAGUACACAUGUUUUAUGAUAUUCGCAAGUUUUCAGUCUACACCAAAACACUACAGAUACGUACUAUAAUCCUGUUUCGCAAUGUACUCUUCCACAGUCGUAUACUUGACAUCAACGCCGUAUUUUUCCUUGACUUCCCAAGGAUAAAUCACACUCGGAUCCCCUCCGUCGAGUCCAAAUUUAUCAAAGUACAUCUCUGCAUACUCUUUCCAGCUAACCUUGGAGCCGGCGCCGACAAGGUUAACCUUGGGAGGUAGAUCCAGGAGAGCCUUGACAAAGUUUCCUGCAGUGUGUCAGGAGUCAACGAUAUAUCU